This is a messenger RNA of Scophthalmus maximus (turbot), 2918 nucleotides long. RefSeq names its product asteroid homolog 1b (gene aste1b). The record is from RefSeq and is a predicted model, not a curated record. NCBI's taxonomy places the organism in Eukaryota, Metazoa, Chordata, Actinopteri, Pleuronectiformes, Scophthalmidae. Gene Ontology annotation, molecular function: nuclease activity. The transcript has 8 exons. Bases 259 to 2514 code for a protein of 751 amino acids.
CCUCCAGCUGGGCUAAAGUAUCCGGACUCUCCCAGAACCGGGCCGACGGACUGCUGUCUUUUUUCCGAUGCGCCGUCGUCCCAGAGCUGGUCUGGCUCGUCCCGCGAAGCCCGGCGUUCGUUCCUCCGGACAUUGUGGCCAUGAAUACAGUACAUUUGUUGCAAGCUAGGACUUGUACUUCCUCGUGUCCGUUACAAGGAAGUCGAUGUGCAGGACAUGUAAACAAGUGAACUCAAAUGACAAAUGCCCUGAGAUGCCAUGGGUGUCCAGGGUCUGACCACCUUUGUGGAGGGGAACAGACACUUCCUCCAAGACGUGAGAUUCAGGGACAGUCGUCUGGUAAUCGAUGGCUGCAGUCUGUAUUUCCGCCUCUACUUUAACCACGGUUUGGACCAGCAGCACGGAGGAGACUAUGAUGAUUUCGCUCGCCUGCUCAUCCGGUUCCUCUCAGCAUUGGCAGCCUGCAACAUCCAGCCAUAUGUGGUGCUGGAUGGAGGUAUCGAUCCCAGUGACAAGAAGUUUCACACUCUACGACAACGUCUGCAGUCCAAGAUAAGGGAGGGAGAUCGUAUCUCCCAUGGCAGCAAUGGCUCUGUUCUCCCCAUCCUCACAAGAAGUGUCUUCAUCCAGAUCCUCAUCCAGAGAGGAGUUCCACUGGUCCAGUGUCCAGCUGAGGCUGACCGGGAGAUUGCAAUUUUGGCUCAUCAGUGGAACUGUCCAGUUUUGACCAAUGACAGUGACUUCUACAUCUUUGACCUGCCAGGUGGUUACCUUCCACUCAGUUCUUUCCAAUGGACCAACCUUAAUGGUAAAGCCUCUGAUCGCUACAUCUCAGCUCUGCGUUACACCACUAACAGCCUUUGUCACUGGUUCGGAGGCAUGAACCGCGAGUUACUACCCUUGUGUGCCGUCCUGACUGGUAAUGAUUAUGGCACUCCAAAAGAUGCAGAGACCCUCCUUUCUCGGUUAGAUGUGAGCACUUUAGGGAGAGGUGGCAGCAAGGGUAAAGGUCGAGCACCCACCUCUCGCAUCGAGGGCCUCCUCGUCUGGUUGUCCUCUUUUUCAAGCUCAGUGGAAGCCCUGGAGGAGGUGAGCAGGCUAAUGGGGGAGGAAGGUGGCAUGGGCAAGAGAGGACAGAAAGGUGGGCUCAGUUCAAAGCUGUGGGCUGGUAUGCAGGAGUACAGCAUCACCCCUCAAAGCUCUCUGGCUCGCUGGUUCUCUGCAGGUAAGAGAGCCCCACGAUUACAGGCCUCUGGGCUCGCACAGCUACCAGAGUGGCUUUUACAGGCGGCAGCACAGGGGCUGUUGCCCCCCUUUGUGGUGGAUGCUCUGGUGAUGCGUAGGGCCCUGCUGAUCCCACAGGUAGAGAACAGCAAACUUCCCAGCAGCCACUGUAGUGCCAGAACUAUACGCCAGGCUGUAUAUGGGAUAUUACAGCAAAGAGGCCAGGAUAAUGUGCCUCGGGGUUGGGGUGGCAGUGUGCAGCAAUUGAGGGGACCAGGAGGUGCGGCCCAAGCUACAAGGGGUGGGAGAGGGCAAGGGGGAAAAGGACGGGGAGGUGGUAACAGAGGUGGAUCAAGGGCUCAAGGUAUAGUUUCACCCACACAGCAGGGUGUAAAUGUAGGAGUAAGCAAUGAACAAGCUACUGGUGGAGCUAUAAUGCAUGCUCAGGGCUCCGCUGCCCAAAUCUGUGUGGAAGAGUAUGACCGUCUGGAACUGAACUUGAAGAAAAACGAAGUGGAGGCACAUCCACCCAGAACCCCUGUGUGUCUGGAUACACUUAACCAGGCUUCCGUGGCUGUUCGCCUUGGUGUCCUGUUAGAAGUGUUAGGGGUGAAGGAGUCGGCCCUGUCUACUGUUCCUCUCCAUUUGAGGCUCGCAGUGACAGUGACAGGCUUCUGGCUGCGAGAGGCCACACCGACACCCUCACAGCACCAGCUCCAGGCUUUGGUGCUCGGCAUGGUGUAUGGAGAACUUUCCUGGAACAACCAGCCUGGUGCGACCCAUCAUCACUAUGCUGUCCCACAGUUAAACUGGGCUGCGGAGCGCAAUGUACGGGCGGUGCUGGACCAACAACGUGUAAGAAGAGGGGAGCGACGGGGCUUGGACAUCGGAGGGGCUCACAGUUUCAGCCAAUGGCAGGCCUGCCUCUGGAGUGUUCUAGGUCUCGACGAGCUAUUGCUGCUGCCCCUGCCUGAACCCCGCCUGUCAUGGUUCUUCAGCGGUACCUUGGUGCACGGCCUCCUCAGGUAUCUGAAAGAGGGACGAGCUGCUGAAUCUCUCCUAGCUGGGGGUUCCUUAUCUGGACAACUUUACUUCUCCCUCCUUGAUGCCGUGAGGAACUGCGGCUCCAAGGCCCAUCCCUUCUCUUCAUCGGCUGGGAGGGGGAAGACAGGCAGAGGUCGUGGAAGGAAAAGAAGGAGGGGAGGUGGAAGAGGAGCACAAGGGACCGAGGAGAUAGACAACAGGUUUGCUCUCCUGAUGAACGAGGAAGAGUCUGAUGAUGAUUGUUGAGGAGGCAGGUAAAAAUAUACAGAUUGAUAUGAAAGCACUUGCGAGGGGCCAAAAGGAAGAAGGAUAUUUCAAGUGGUUUCUAAAACAUGCUCAGGGAAUGAUACAAUUAGUCCUUUCAAAUGAAGAAUAACACCUCUUCAGGUUUCCCACUGUGCUUCAACCUCUACCAAUGCAUGGCACUAGCUUUCCUGCAUUUUAUGUUCAAAUCUCCAAAUUUCUGUUGCCAUCUCAAGACACAUGUAUCAGAACGUCUUAGUAGUUUUUCCAAAAAACGCCCAUACUCUAUUUUUUAAAAAUUGACAAAGUAAUGUCACUGUAAUUGAUGCGGCUUUUGACAAACUGACAUGUAAUAAGCAACACAAGAAGUUUUAUUCCAUUUUAUUAAAGAUGCCUUUAUACUUAUA